Messenger RNA from Nerophis ophidion (straightnose pipefish), 2082 nucleotides. It is a transcript of the gene hyal2a, whose product is annotated as hyaluronidase 2a. The transcript has 4 exons. Gene Ontology annotation, biological process: carbohydrate metabolic process; hyaluronan catabolic process. Lineage: Eukaryota; Metazoa; Chordata; Actinopteri; Syngnathiformes; Syngnathidae. The record is from RefSeq and is a predicted model, not a curated record. The coding region runs from base 234 to 1637 and encodes 467 amino acids. Gene Ontology annotation, molecular function: hyaluronoglucuronidase activity; hyalurononglucosaminidase activity.
CGCAGGGGGGCAGCUGCUGCUGCUCUGCAGUCCGCCGGCACACGAUGUGAGCACUACUAUAACUUCUAUUCCUGCUUCCUUAUUUCACCUUUUUUUUUUUUACUGACGAAUACCUUCUUUUAAUUUGAAUAAACACAAUCCCAGGAUCGAUUUAAGGCAGACCUGUGGGAAUGCUUCUCUGACAGGAAAGAUCAGCAAGUGCCAGUCUAUUGCGUCAGUAGCUGUCAGGAGACAUGCGCUGGACUCUGCUGCUGAUUGUUCUGCUGCGGGAUGGACUGGCUGCUUUUCAACUGAAAGCCACAAGAUGGCCGCUGUACUCCCAGAAGCCGCUGCUGCUUGCAUGGAACGCCCCCACGGAGGACUGUUCCCCUCGCCAUCGCGUCGCCCUUCCGCUGGAGCAGUUUCAGAUCGUGGCCUCUCCCAACGAAGGCUUCGUUAAACAAAACCUCACCAUCUUCUACAAGGACCGUCUGGGUUUGUACCCCUACUUUGAGCCAGAUGAUACGCCUGUGAACGGGGGUCUCCCGCAGGUGUCCAGUCUCGCUAAGCACAUGGACAAGAUGCCGGAGGGGGUGAAGAAGUACAUACGAGAACCAGACGCCAAAGGCCUGGCGGUUAUCGACUGGGAGGAAUGGCGCCCCCUGUGGAUACGCAACUGGGAAGCCAAGGACGUUUACAGAAGACUUUCCCGCGAGCUGGUGCGCCAGAAGAACCCCACCUGGCCGCCCGAGAUGGUGUCCAAAGUGGCCCAGCAGGAGUUCGAGAUGUCGGCUAAGAAGUUCAUGCUGGAGACGCUGAAGCGGGCCAAAAGCCUAAGACCCAAUCAGCUGUGGGGAUUCUACUUGUUCCCGGACUGCUACAAUCACGACUACAGGCGCACGCUGGAGAACUAUACGGGGCGCUGCCCUGACGUGGAGGUGGCGCGAAAUGAGCAGCUCAAGUGGCUGUGGACCGAGAGCACGGCCCUCUUCCCGUCCAUCUACAUGGGCACUGUGCUGCGCUCCUUGCCGUCCGGGCGGCAGUUUGUCAGAAACCGAGUCAAGGAAGGGAUGCGCUUGGCAUCGUCCGGCGACGGGCUGGCUCGGCCCGUCUUUGUGUAUACGCGGCCGACGUACAUCAACUCUCUGGAACAGCUGACAGAGACUGAUCUGGUGUCCACCAUCGGUGAGAGCGUGGCUUUGGGAGCAGCAGGCAUCAUCCUGUGGGGAGACGUAGCCUACGCAAGCAACAAAACCACCUGCUCAGAGCUGGAUGCUUAUCUUCGGGGUCCUCUGGGCAAAUACCUCCUCAACGUCUCCACGGCAGCAGAGUUAUGCAGCCACAGUUUGUGCACUUCUCACGGGCGCUGUCUGCGGCGCGACCCGGACGCCGAUGUUUACUUGCACCUGAACCCUUUCACCCACAGCGUCCAGGCCAGCGCCGGCGGGAAGCUGAUGGUCACGGUUCAGCCCGGCCGAGCGGAAGCGACGGGUUUCGCCGACAAUUUUCAGUGUCAGUGCUACAGUGGGUUUGAGGGGGAGCGCUGUGAGAAGCAGGACCCUCAGUACCAAAAAGGAGCAGCCUAUCGGGCGUCCGCAUUGACACUGCCAGGUGUGAUCUUGCUGCUUCUUUCUGUCAGCGUGUCGCACGUGCUGUAGACUCAGGUCCGGGUCAAGUGUCUUUCAAAUGCUGUAAAAACACACAUUUGCCAACUGUGCAAGUUGGGGAAAAAAAGUUAUUAUUAUAACUUUUUCACUUACUGCUGUAACAAUGGCGUUUACAUGGUGUCAGGUUCCCUUCAUCAGAAACAGGAUGUUUAUUGAGGGAAAUGUAACGAAUGAGUGCCUGGAUGACGGUUGCCAAGCGACCACAACGGUUAAAAACAUCCUAUGAUCUGAAAUUUUGGAUAGAUUUUUUUAUGAAGGCCUUGGCAGUAUUUAUUUGAAUGUAUUUUUCCAUGCCUAAAACAUGACGACUACUACUUUACCACUCCUGUAAAUUGUACUCUGUGGCUCCAUUUAUUCAUAAGAGAAACUGCAUACUUUAUCUGCAACCACAACAGAUGUAAAGGUGUCCCUUUUAUAAAUACAUGAUUUUACAUGA